Molecule: messenger RNA, 417 nt
Organism: Solanum verrucosum
Lineage: Eukaryota; Viridiplantae; Streptophyta; Magnoliopsida; Solanales; Solanaceae
Exons: 2
Coding region: 1-417 (138 amino acids)
Source: RefSeq, a predicted model, not a curated record
AUGAUCAAAUUCAAGAUUGGGAAAUAUCAAGAUGAAGUUCUAUGUGAUGUGGUCCCAAUGCAAGCUUGUCAUGUGCUACUCGGGAAGCCUUGGCAACAUGAUCGUUCAACCAAACAUGAUGGGAGAACUAACAAGUAUUCACUUGUGUUGAAUGAUCAUAAGUAUGUUCUUCACCCUAUGUCACCCUCUCAAGUCAAUGAUGUAUAUCAAAUGAUGAGUGAGUCGAGGGAGAAGAAGAAGUGUGAAGAGGAACAUGAGGAGGCUGAGAGCCAAGAAGAGGAGGAGAGGAGGAGAGUAGGAAAUUAUGAGGAUGUCUUCCCAAAGGAGCUUCCAAGUGGAUUGCCCCCUCUUCGGGGAAUUGAACACCAAAUUGAUUUUGUGUCGGGAUCACAAUUGCCAAACAAGACGGCUUAUUGA